Molecule: messenger RNA, 318 nt
Organism: Fusarium redolens
Lineage: Eukaryota; Fungi; Ascomycota; Sordariomycetes; Hypocreales; Nectriaceae
Exons: 1
Coding region: 1-318 (105 amino acids)
Source: RefSeq, a predicted model, not a curated record
AUGAGACUCUUUUCAGCCCUCAUAACCUUGGUCAUAAUUGGUCUUGCACAAGCCUGGUCUAUCAACUUCUUUGCCCAAAAAGGCGACAAAAUGAAACGCGUUCAUGCCAAUGGAACCAAGCGAGGCAACUGCAUCAACCUUCGCUCGGAUUACGACUGGGUUACAACUUCCAUCACCUUUUAUCCUCAGACGCCUGCAUGGCCAGACCCAAACGGAUACACAGCGUACAGCAAGGCCAACUGCAAGGGCACGGCAUACUAUGGAGUAGAGGGACAGCAGAAUCCAAAGAGGAGGUUCAGGAGUUAUAGGGUGAAAUAA